Messenger RNA from Archocentrus centrarchus (flier cichlid), 1827 nucleotides. RefSeq names its product P2Y purinoceptor 4. Gene Ontology annotation, molecular function: G protein-coupled purinergic nucleotide receptor activity; G protein-coupled UTP receptor activity. The transcript has 2 exons. Gene Ontology annotation, cellular component: plasma membrane. Gene Ontology annotation, biological process: transepithelial chloride transport; G protein-coupled receptor signaling pathway. Bases 482 to 1573 code for a protein of 363 amino acids. NCBI's taxonomy places the organism in Eukaryota, Metazoa, Chordata, Actinopteri, Cichliformes, Cichlidae. The record is from RefSeq and is a predicted model, not a curated record.
UGCGUGGGCAUGUUUUCGGUUGUGCGGUUUUCCAAGUAGCUUGCUUUGUAGGUGGAACUGAACUUUCGUAGCAGUUUCACGUGGUUAAUUACAUUGAUAGUGGCAAUAAGAGGGUUUUGGGGCGGCAGCUUGCCCACUCAGCACUUCCCAUUUCAACCAUCUAUCCUGCAUUCGGCGCUGACUGUGCUGGGAGUUAAAAUGACUUUCGCGAAAUGUUUUCUUCGCUGGGCAUUAAUGAGCGUGGGUUGGACUACAGAGGCAGUAGACAGGACGACGGAAUGAGAGAAACAGCGGUUUUCCAUACGUCUGGGUCACGGCUGAAAAGUGAAACUGGUAAAAAAUAAUCGAGCCCACGCUCCGUAGCACCACAGUGCACCACCGGGAUCACGAUCAGCCGUCAGCAACAGCGCUGUGAGGAUCCUGUUGGGGGGUUUUGCCAUCUGCUGGCUUUAUCAGCUGUGCUCACAAGCCUUACAUAGCUAUGGAGACGGUCACCAGCAACCCCGGAGGACACGACCAGUCAGUGCGGACCUCAGUCUUCAACUCUAGCUGUCGCUUUGAUGAAGAGUUCAAAUACAUCCUGCUGCCCGUGUCCUACAGUCUGGUGUUUGUGUUUGGCUUUGUGCUGAAUGCUGCAGCUUUAUGGUUGUUCCUGAAGCUGCGUCCUUGGAACACUAGUACAGUGUACAUGUUCCACCUCGCUCUGUCUGACUUCCUGUAUGUACUCUCCCUGCCCACCCUCAUAUACUACUAUGCCAACCGUAGUCACUGGCCCUUUGGCGUUGUUGCCUGCAAAGUUGCGCGCUUCCUCUUCUAUGCCAACCUCUACUGCAGCAUUCUCUUCCUCACGUGUAUCAGCGUGCAUCGCUACCUCGGCAUCUGCCACCCUAUUAAGACGAUGACCCUGGUGAAGCCUCGCCAUGCCCACCUGGUAUGUGGCAUGGUGUGGGGUGUUGUGACUGUGUGCUUGGUGCCCAAUCUCAUCUUUGUUACCACCUCCACGAGGGGCAAUGACACCCUGUGCCAUGACACAACAAACCAGGAGGCCUUUGACGAGUAUGUGGACUACAGCUCUGUUGUGAUGGUGCUGCUGUUUGGCAUCCCUUUCACCGUCAUUAUGGUGUGUUACUGCCUGAUGGCUCGGGCUCUGUGCAAGCCCAGACAUGGAAUAUCUUCCAGCCAGCAGAGCGCUGCUUCACGUCAAAAAUCCAUCAAGCUCAUCAUCUUGGUGUUGGUGGUGUUUGCUGUGAGCUUCGUCCCAUUUCACAUCACACGGACUCUCUACUACACGUCCCGUGUGCUGAAUCUUAACUGUGAAUUCCUCAACAUAGUAAACUUUACUUACAAGAUCACCAGGCCGCUGGCGAGCGUCAACAGUUGCAUUGAUCCCAUUUUGUAUUUCCUGGCUGGGGAUCACUACCGCUCCAAAAUGAUGGCUGUUCUGAUGAGAAAAAGACAGACAAUGAGCAGCCAAGUAUCGGAGCAGGCGCCAGCACGGCCGAAUAAUAAUGACAGUAUUGGUCUCGUUUAUACAAACUCAGGUCUUAAAGCCAGUGAUGAUGUUGCGAGGUAGUGCAGAAUGUGAAGUAUUGUUAAAUAUUUCUGCUCUUGGCUAAACUAACAACAGAGAGGCUUGAAGAGAAGAGGAGCCAGUUUACUAUGACAUUAACUUGUAAUAUAAUAUAAGAUAAGCUUUCUGUCCUUCUAGAUUUCUGCAGAAAAAGGAAAUUGAGUUCCCCUCAGUUUCUUCAGAAUGCCCUGUGUGAGAUAAAGUACAAGUAUUUUUUUAUGAGUCUGUAUCUAACACAAAUGAAUUAUUAUUCAUAA